AUGGAAGAACGAACACGAGAAACUAUUUGGUACACUCAGCGUCUGUCGCCCCUCAAAAUUUACGGAAACGUGGCUACUAUGUUGAUUGUUGAUGGCGUCCAUGUCAGAAGCCUUGCGGCCGUCGGUCCGACUCUCGAUCACCGUGGGACCAAGAGUAUGAUCUUCCUGUCUGCCGUUUGUGACGGAAACCUGACCAAAAUUCACAGUUUGUGA
Penicillium concentricum is the source of this 213-nucleotide messenger RNA. RefSeq lists its product as uncharacterized. The record is from RefSeq and is a predicted model, not a curated record. Lineage: Eukaryota; Fungi; Ascomycota; Eurotiomycetes; Eurotiales; Aspergillaceae. The coding region runs from base 1 to 213 and encodes 70 amino acids. The transcript has a single exon.